Messenger RNA from Hemibagrus wyckioides, 4294 nucleotides. RefSeq names its product UDP-Gal:betaGlcNAc beta 1,4- galactosyltransferase, polypeptide 3 (gene b4galt3). The transcript has 8 exons. NCBI's taxonomy places the organism in Eukaryota, Metazoa, Chordata, Actinopteri, Siluriformes, Bagridae. The record is from RefSeq and is a predicted model, not a curated record. The coding region runs from base 782 to 2029 and encodes 415 amino acids. Gene Ontology annotation, molecular function: glycosyltransferase activity. Gene Ontology annotation, biological process: galactosylceramide biosynthetic process; carbohydrate metabolic process.
CUGCUGCAAACGUAAAGUGGAAAUUACCAGUCUCCACAUCAAGGUUUUUUUUUUGACUAAUCCAGAUGUGUGCGUGGUAAAUGUGUGCACGCGCACAUCAGGCCCCAAACUGGAAAGCACUGGCGCAGUACAGUGCAAUAAACAGUGCAUGCAGGGGAUGCAUGGGGUUUAAGCACCUAAAAAAAUCGUUGUGCUUUUCUUUUUUUUAGACGCCUGCACUUUUUUAGUUUAGGGAUGAAUCAACGCAGCGAAAUUUAUUCAACUGUAAGCUUUUGAGCUGUGUGUAAGUGGAUCAAACAGGUAAAAAUAGAUUAAAUAUUGGGAACAUUACACUAAGAAAGUCGACAUCGACCUGUUUUUGGCAAUCUUGCCUCUAUCUGUGCUGCUGCUUCGUCUCGGGUAUGAGGUGCACAGGCUUGAGCUGCUGCUUCCCGGUGAAUGAAUGAAGGCGCGUCACUGCGCUGGACCCUCAACAUGGCCGUCAGCGCGCAGCACUCUGUCAUCACACUGGACCUGGACGCCUGAACGGACGCUCUUUCACCGGACAGCAUGUGCGGAAUGAGGUCUGCUUGCAUAUGGUUCUGUUCUGCGGUCGAGAUGAUCACCGACAGCCGAUAAAAUCCCAGCACUGGUGAUUCGGCACCGGAUGAAGGCCGGUACUGGAGCCUCGGGCUGGAUUUGAGAAGCUGCGCUUAAAGAGAGUUGUACAAUGUUUUGUCGCGUGCUAGAGGAAGAGGAGGCUGAGCACUCAGGCUAGUGUGGAUGAGAGCACAGUGCCGUGAUGCUGUGCUGUGGCCGAGCUCUGGACUCUCCCUGUACUCUAGCUCUGCUGGUGGGCUUCCAGUUUGCAUUUGUGCUCUAUUUCUCCUUGGGAGGCUUCCGUGGCCUUGUCUCUGUGCUGGUGCACUCCUCAGAACCCGAGUUUGACUACUCUCGGCCGCAUGACGUUUACACAAACCUUAGCCAGCUCAGUGCCCUGCUGCCCCCUCACCCCAGCGGAGCCGAGCAGCAGCAUAGGGGCUGUUUGCUGCCAUCACCACUGCUUGUGGGUCCUGUGUCUGUGCGCUUGUCCUCUCCUCUUUCCCUGGAGGAGAUAAAAGAGAAGAACCCUCUGGUGACCCCAGGAGGCCAUUACCGUCCUCCGGACUGUGAACCGAGGCACCACACAGCUAUCGUGGUCCCCUACCGGAACCGGCAGAGCCACCUGCGAACACUCCUCUACCAUCUGCACCCCUUCCUGCAGAGGCAGCAGAUACACUAUGGCAUCUACAUCGUACACCAGUCAGGAAAUUCAACAUUUAAUCGUGCAAAACUGCUGAACGUGGGAGUGCGGGAAGCUCUGAAGGAGGAGGACUGGGGUUGCAUCUUCCUCCACGAUGUGGACCUGCUUCCAGAAAAUGACCACAACACCUACACUUGCCACCCACAGUACCCCACUCACCUCUCUGUGGCUAUGGACAAGUUCAGAUACAGGCUUCCAUAUCCUCAGUACUUUGGUGGAGUGUCUGCCGUCACUCCAGACCAGUACCUCAAAAUGAAUGGCUUCCCAAACCAGUACUGGGGCUGGGGAGGAGAGGAUGAUGACAUCGCUGCUCGAGUUCGUCUAUCUGGGAUGAAGAUAGUGCGCCCUCCUGUGGCUGUGGGUCAUUACAAGAUGAUUAAGCAUAAGGGGGACAAGGGUAAUGAGCAGAACCCCAGAAGGUUUGACUUGUUGAAGCACACAAGGCUAAACUGGAGAUCAGAUGGGCUCAACUCGCUCACUUACGAGCUUCUGUCCAAAGAGUUAGAGCCGCUCUACACCAAUCUGAGCGUCAAUAUUGGUGAAGACCCUCAUCCUCCUCCCAAAAAGUCUGCACUUCCUAAACCUGCUCCUUAUCCUGCAGAAAGACCCAAAGACAGAGACAACGACAAGGAAACACUAGGAGUGCAGUCCAGUCAAGCUACCACAUUAGAGGAGGGUCACCUAAAAGUAACCAACAGGAGUUCAGACGUUGGUCAGGAAGCUGCUGUGAAACAGGAAAGUGUUUGAUGAAAUAGACCUAGUCCAUAAAGCGCCGGCAGUGCACGUGGAUCUGAAGUGGACUUGUACUGCACAUACCAGUUUGUAUUGUUUCCUCUUUAAUAUCAUCAAGUAUUGCACUGAGAGGUGAGCUUGCAGGUCAGUUGAAUUAUUGCACUGAAUGUCCACACUGGCAUGGUGUCAUUUGCACAGACCUCUGCUGAACCAUUUCCCGACGAUCUCCUUGCCACGAAACUCACUGAGCUAAACGUUACUGAAAAUGAUGUGCUCGUGUGUAAUAAUUGUGCUCUAGAGACACAUUGCACCAGUGCUAGUCCUGUGUGCUUAUCAUUCAGCCAGCCUGCGGUUAUCUGCUAAUCUUCACACCAACGUGUGGGUUCUGUCUCUUUGUGCCUUUUCUCGCUCUAGAACCAGCUUUCCAUCAGCAUCCUCUUACAUAUGUCCUUAAUGGAAAAGACAAGCGUAUUAGUGCACACUUGUGUAUGGGAGUGACAGGCUACUUAAGUGCUCUGAAUUGCUGCUGCUCCUAAUUUCUCAUCACCAUGCAGCUUUGUGGGCUUGUGCUUGAACAGACUGUUAGCACUGUGUUCUAGUUUUGAUCUUGCUUAUGAAAAUGUGCAGCUCAUUGUGUUUCCACAGGUUUGUGUUUUUAUUUUAGAAAUGUCUAAAAGUGCUUUUUUUUUUUGCUGGUCAAAUAAUAAUUUCCAAAUAGAAUAGGGAAUAUACGUUAUUGCCAGACGGCUCUUUUUUUGGUUAGACAAUCAUAAGGGUAAGCUAAAUAGCUGACAAAUCGAUAAGUUAAAAAAUUUCUGUCUUUAAAAGUUUGUUUUUGAUCCUUCUACAUUAUAAUAGUGAAUUAGAUUUAUUCGAGAUAUUUUCCACUAGAUUUGUAUGAGAGUUAUCACAGAUACGAUGAUGAAUUGUUUUAUUGCAGGUCUAACGGAACGUGUUGCUGCGGAUUAAUCGAUAUAACGAUCGUUAUAAUCUUUGUACAUAAGCUAUAUUUAUUCUAGAAAAAUAAUACCAUAUGCAAAAGAUGACAUUUCUCAUUUAAAAAAAAAAUCGGCCAAGUAUCAGUUCACAGAGACGAAUCUGAAAUUGAAUCUCUUUCUGAACCCUAACACUGCUGAAGAUAGUUGGUAUUGUAAAUGUGUUGUCUCCUUGCCGAGGGUAUAGAGCACUUUUUCUAUUUUUUCUUGUAUCCGGCAAUAUCAGAAAAUGAUUAUUUGAAUGUAUUUUAUUCCAACUAUGUUGGUAAUGUUCUCUCCCCACAAACUCCCAUUUGAAGCUGCCAGUGGUUGUGUGUCUGUGUGUGUGUGUGUGUGUGUGUGUGUGUGUGUGGCAGGAUUUAAAUAUGACAAAGAAUAUAACAAAGACCUGCAUAUAAAACUUUAUCUUUAUUUUUUAAUGAAGACUUCAUUAGAGGUAGUACUUUAAAAGUGCUUUAACCUUACCAUAGGUAAUGAAAUACACCUGUGAUAUUUAUUUAUUUAUUUAUUCAUCACCACAAUCUAGUAGAGAGUAUAAAUAGAAUUAUCGAUAUUAUCUUUAUCUGUGUGUGUGUGUGUGUGUGUGUGUGUAUAAAUAGGUACACACCCUUUUUCUUUAUUAGCAUGUGUCCCAAAAACCUAUUUCUUUACACCGUAUGUCCAAGGCACUAAUAUAUUUAUUUAAUACAGUAGUUUUAUAUGAGAUGUUUAGGAAUAGUCAUAAUAUACUGGAAUAUCUAAGAGUAUCAUAGUCUAAACACAACUCAUUUUCCCAGUUGCUUAGAGUUAUAGUAAUGAUCUUUGUGAUUGAGUUUUGUUUAUUUAUUUAUUUUUUUAAUUUGAUCACAUAUCUAGAGGAGUCCAUACUGUCUGGAGCCAUCUGUUAUAUUCUAUAGGCAACUUCACGGACGUUAAUAACAGAGUAUGAAAUGUCCAGAAGCAUUUCACUUCUCACGGCGCCUAAAGAUUAGAUCUCAGACUCAGAACUGCUCUAGGGUAGGAUACCGUCCAUCACCCACGGGUCACUUUAUUUCAGUAUUCCGACUGCUGGAUCGAACCUUUGACAUGGAUCCUUGAGUACUGCUACUGAUGACUUACAAGAUCUCCCCAUGUUCCUGCGAGUUAUUGUAGCUGCUGGUAACGUUACAUAAAUUGCUUCUGGACAUUAAACCGAUGACUAGUGAAAUUAGUUGAUGCUCUGUACCUGAGGGACUACAGGUGUGCUAAUGCUUUAUUCCAUUCACCAUAUGAGUUAUGUAGAGAAAUAAACGAUGUUGAAUUGACA